Messenger RNA from Octopus bimaculoides (California two-spot octopus), 1478 nucleotides. Its product is annotated as cysteine and histidine-rich domain-containing protein 1. The record is from RefSeq and is a predicted model, not a curated record. NCBI's taxonomy places the organism in Eukaryota, Metazoa, Mollusca, Cephalopoda, Octopoda, Octopodidae.
CCUCCCUUAGAUCUGGAAACUUCUCGAAGUCAACAUUGUGUAACGAACACAUUGCAAUCGUCUUUUCCUCCUGUUUACCCCAAAAGACCGGCUCCAGACAAUCACGUUUCUCACAUCUUUUCCUUCCAACACACAUCUUUCUCGACAUACACACACUACACUCUCUCUAUCGCACGCUCUCUCACUCAUUUUUGUAUAUGCAUAUGGUGUGUACAUCGUCUUUCUCUUCGUAUAUCUUAUAUAUACACUCCUUAUAAUAUAUACACACAUCUAUUGUGUUUUAUAUUAUAUUUAUAUACACACACACACACACUCAUUUAUGUACCAUAUACUUUUGUCUGUUGUCUGAUCCGGUACAAGAUCUCUCUCGUAAGAUAUAUUUACAUAUACACACCUCUGUCUGUUUGUCUGUCUCUCCAUACAUACAUACAUACAUGAACACGCUUUUUACAACCGGUAUCUAACAACAAUUCUCUAAUCCGAUCACAUCCCUUGGCACGCUUAUGUCCAUCAUUGUAUCCAUCCGGUUGUAGAAACCUCAACACACACCUUUCUGUUUCUCGCUUACAAACACACACACACAUCUAUAUAUAUAUUUAUACAUAUAUACACAGUUGACAAUGCCGAAAUGUUAUAACAGGACAUGUGGCCAGGAUUUCGAUCCUGCUUCUAAUUCUGAUGAUGCCUGUCUCUAUCAUCCUGGUGAACCAAUAUUCCAUGAAGGGAUUAAGAAAUGGUCCUGUUGUAACAAGUCAAGUGUGGAUUUCACCGUUUUCCUUGACUUCCCAGGAUGCACCAGAGGCAGACACAACUCGACCCCUCUCCCGAAACCAGAAACACCUAAAAUUGAGGAGAAAGAAGUUACCAUCCCAAAGAGCAUUGUUCCAGUAGAACGGCCUUCUCUAGAUGAACCCACCAUACCGUUAAAGAUGAUUGUCAGAGACAGUUUGAACCAAUGUCUGCAGAAGAGAAUGGAAGAACUCAAUUUACAGCAAAAUGAAACUGACGAGACUUCUGAGAUUGUUGUCGGAACUCCUUGUGCCAAUGCCUGCUGUGGGAAGGUUUAUGAGGGGGAAAGUUCCAAUAAGGAGAACUGUAAAUACCAUUCUGGGACUGCUGUAUUCCAUGAAGGAAUGAAAUAUUGGUCCUGCUGUGAAAUUAAAACAACAGAUUUCUCAUCUUUCCUCAACCAACCAGGAUGCAAAACUGGCAAACAUUUGUGGAAGAAGAAAACGGUUGAUGGCAAGGCCUGCCGUUUUGACUGGCACCAGACUGGCUCCACUGUUACACUGACCAUUUAUGCCAAGUUAGUUGUACCAAAAGAAUCUUAUGUUGUGGUCAAUCAAGUUACGUGUGACAUCUACCUCAAGUACGAUGCCGGAAAGUUUGCAUUUGAGAAGAAGCUAGUCUUGUGUGGUGUAAGUACACUUUCUCUUUGUUUCUCUUUUGCAUGCAGUUGUUCUAUCAUUGACCUGUAA